AUGGGCACUCAUCAACCUCUUCCUUCCUUCCUACCAGUUGAUAACCCUACUCAACCAUUCUGGCGCACAGAACCUCACCCACUGGACGAACUCCGAAGCACAGAAGCUCUUCCAGGCCAGAGUGAUAUCGUCAUUAUCGGGGCCGGUUAUUCUGGUGUUAGCAUUGCAUAUCAUCUCCUGAAACAUUUGGAUGGCCACAAUAAGCCUCACCCCGCUAUUACUAUCCUUGAAGCUAGGCAAAUCUGCUCUGGUGCAACUGGUCGAAAUGGAGAUAUGGAGUGGAUGCUGCAGCCGAGGUGGCCAACUUUGAACUCAGUCAUGUAA
Messenger RNA from Aspergillus oryzae RIB40, 324 nucleotides. RefSeq lists its product as uncharacterized. The coding region runs from base 1 to 324 and encodes 107 amino acids. NCBI's taxonomy places the organism in Eukaryota, Fungi, Ascomycota, Eurotiomycetes, Eurotiales, Aspergillaceae. Gene Ontology annotation, molecular function: oxidoreductase activity. Gene Ontology annotation, cellular component: cytoplasm. The record is from RefSeq and is a predicted model, not a curated record. The transcript is spliced from 2 exons.